This is a messenger RNA of Macrobrachium nipponense, 6776 nucleotides long. RefSeq names its product prestin-like. The coding region runs from base 306 to 2636 and encodes 776 amino acids. The transcript is spliced from 15 exons. The record is from RefSeq and is a predicted model, not a curated record. Gene Ontology annotation, molecular function: bicarbonate transmembrane transporter activity; chloride transmembrane transporter activity; oxalate transmembrane transporter activity. Gene Ontology annotation, cellular component: plasma membrane. Gene Ontology annotation, biological process: transmembrane transport. NCBI's taxonomy places the organism in Eukaryota, Metazoa, Arthropoda, Malacostraca, Decapoda, Palaemonidae.
UCUGGCGCUCAGAGCGAGGCCGAGGCACAACGACUUCAGCCUCUGGGCCGAGCGUACCUAUUCUGGCGCUGCUGUGAUCUUCCAGACGAACCGCUGACAUAGCAGUCGUGUUUUAUUUCUAUCAUAUUUCGGUCCUCGAACGGAAGUGUCUUCGCUCGUCGAUUAGAAAAAGGAAGUUAGGCGUCGUUGAGUGUGAUGUGUCACCGAGAAUAAGGAUUCUUUUAAAGCGUGCUUGUGUGCUGUGAGCCUGUGACCGAAGUUCUUUCUCUUCGCGUGGCCCCUGAACUUUCCAAAGGCGAGGAUAGAUGGGUGAGAGGCAUUUAGACGGCCAAAGGCCUACCGGCGCCUUUGACAAUCCUAUCGGCGUGUCGGACUGUCUCGAUCCAGACUGCGAUGGAGGAUCUUUCUGCGAGGCGCCCCAACACUUCACCGCAGUCUUGUCUGGGAUGGGGGGAGACGAGCCCCCGGCCCACAACGGGCCGAAUAACCCGAAUAAUGAAAUCUGCGUCUCUCGACCGGCCCUCAAUAUCAGUCAGCGCUGCAUGAACUACCAUUACGAUAAGGGCGAGCAACUAAGUUUUUUGGAGUCGGCCAAGAAGAAGAUCGUAGGGUCGUGCGCCUGCUCGGGGAACUGCGUGAAAUCCACCAUUGCGGGACGUCUGCCCAUUCUGUCCUGGUUGCCGACAUACUCCUUCAAGAAUGACCUCAUGGGCGACGCCGUGGCUGGCGUCACUGUGGCCAUCAUGCACAUUCCUCAAGGGAUGGCGUACGCGCUGCUCGGCGGACUUCCGCCUAUCAUCGGAAUCUACAUGGCUUUCUUCCCCGUCCUCGUUUAUGUCUUUCUCGGAACUUCCAGGCACUGCUCCAUGGGUACUUUCGCCGUCAUUUGUCUCAUGACUGGAAAAGUUGUCAGCGAGUUGGCCACUGACGAGAAGACUAUAGAAGCGAUGAACAAUCAAACGUUGCUGGGUGAAAAUAUAACAAACACGAAGCCUGUCUAUUCUGUCCACCAGGUGGCAGCCCUCGUGUCGUUCAUGGUUGGGGUAUGGGAGGUUAUCCUGGGUAUGCUACAACUUGGUGUGCUCUGCGUUUUCCUCUCUGACAUGUUGGUCUCAGGUUUUACUACAGGAGCUGCUGUUCAUGUUCUGACAUCACAAGUCAAAUACUUGUUUGGCAUCAAGGUUCCACGGUAUAAUGGCCCCCUAAAGAUCAUAUAUACAUACAGAGACAUCAUAAGUCAGAUAUUGUCAUCAAAUCCUGCCGCCAUGGUUGUGUCAGGCUUAACUAUUACAGUUUUAGUUUUCAACAAUGAAAUACUGAAACCAAUAGUGCGUAAAAGGACCAUCAUCCCCAUUCCAAUUGAACUGAUUUGUGUUAUUGCUGGCACUACAGCAUCGUACUUUGGAAAUCUUCAUGGGACCUACGACUUACUGAUUGUUGGAGACAUUCCAACUGGAUUGCCUGAACCAACUGCACCACCAUUUGCAUUGUUGCCUCGCGUCCUUGUUGAUACUUUUAUCAUCACCAUUGUUUCCUACACAAUAUCGUUCUCCAUGGCUAAGAUUUUUGCUAAAAAGCACAAUUAUGAAGUGAAUGCAACCCAAGAGCUCUAUGCACAGGGUCUUAGCAACGUGUUCGGGUCAUUCUUUUCAUGUGCACCAAUCUCAGCCUCCCUCUCUCGCUCUCUGAUCCAAGAGUCAGUUGGUGGUGUCACUCAGCUCACUUCACUUAUUUCCUGUGUGAUACUGGUCUUUGUUCUUCUCUUCAUUGGACCUGUGUUUGAAAAUUUGCCAAAUUGUGUUCUGUCUUCAAUUAUUGUGGUUGCUCUGAAAGGAAUGUUCCUGCAAUUCAAUGAGCUAAAGAACAUAUGGAAAGUUAGUCGAAUUGAUGCAUCAAUCUGGAUUGUGUCAUUUUUGUCCGUUGUUAUUAUUGACAUUGAUUUUGGACUUAUGCUGGGCAUCAUCAUGUCUCUUCUGGUUUUGCUUUUACGAUCUCAGAAACCCAGCAUUGCUCGUUUAGGCCGUGUACCCAAUACUGAUCUCUACCUUGAUGUACACAAAUACUCAGCGGCGAUAGAUGUACCUUCAGUCGUCAUAUUCCAGUUUACUGGGCCACUUCAUUUUGCUAACAGUGAACAUUUUCGUUCAAGUUUAUUUUCUGUUAGUGGCCUGACUCCUUCCUUUAUUAUUGCAAAUAGAGUGAUUCGACAGCAAAGUGCAUCAGAGCCAGAUUUAUCCAGCCAGUCCAAUGGGGAGUUGAACUUGGCUGUGCCAUCUGGGGACACAAUUACAGAAAAGCAGAGGAAUGGAGUUGCAAAGUUAAUUAAGAGCAAACUUCACACUCUGAAAACUAAGCAAGUUGCUUUAAACAUACCAGAUGUACAGUGGCUGAUCAUUGAUAUGAGUGGUAUAAGCUACAUAGAUUCAACAGGUGCAAAAGUACUUAGUCAGAUAAAUAAGGAAUACAAAGAUGCAGGAAUCACCCUCAUUCUAGCUGGUACCACAGAAAAUGUGAUAGAUGCUCUUGAACAAUGUGGCACCCUUAAAUCUAUAACAGCUGAGAAGGUCUUCCACACAGUUCAUGAUGCUGUUACAGUUAUUUCUAAUGACUCUUUAAAUAAUUGCACCAGAUUAUAACAGUGAUGAGUAUUGCUUUACUAAUUUCCUUAUUGUAAUAAGGCUUGUAAAACCUUGCACAGCUGGACCAGAUGAGGAGAAAGUGUCGAAGAUGAUCUGUGGCAUUGCUUAAUUCUCCCCAUUGAAAAGUUCCUUACUGCUUGAACCUGCUGACCUUUUAUAGUACGUAGUAGUAUUUUUUCCCUCAUGUCACUUAUAAAUCUUAUUCACUGAUUGUUGUAAUUCAAGACACAAGUUGGCUCAAUGCCUUGAAACCUUGAUCCCUCAAAGGAUUACCCAGUCAACACUAAGCUCAAUAGCAUAGUAACAACAGCAUGUUGUUACUUUGUUGAGGUAAGCAUAUUAGUUUCUAGGUCAUCUAGAAUGUUACAACUUUUCUCUCUAUUGUGACUACGUAUUGUAUACUAUUUAAUUUAAGCAAAUUAAGAUGUGCCAUUUAAAACAAGACAGAUAAGGUUGAUGCAUAUUGAGAAAAGAAGAUGGCAGGGUCCCAGAUGUGCAAAGUUUUCAUGCAAAUUUAAUUUUAGUCACAAAUCUAUUUUGAUGUUAAACUGCAGUACUUUGGGGUAAUUUCUCAUUGCACUUCCAUAGGGUUUUUAAAAUUAGUGUAACAUGCAGAAAAAAUUUUUUAAUGUGUAAGUUCUACACAUGUGCAUUACAGACCUGAUGGUGUUGACUGAAUCUGUGAUAAGUCUGUACAUAUGAAUUAAAAAUGAUUCUAUACAUUUCUAUUUUGAUCUAAACUUUUCUAAGUCAAUUGGAAGUUUGUAUUGUAGUUAAAAUGACUACUAUUGUACAUUGAUUUUUUAAAUCUGCUAAAAACUACCUGUGUGAUGGAUUGCCUUUGACUAAAAAGACUGGUAUUUCAUGAAGUAACAUUUAAUAGUGAGUAAAUGGACAAAAAUAUUUUUUUAAUGAGGAGUUUUAGUCUUAUUUUUGUAUAUAGCUGAUGGGUUUUUAUAGUGUUGUGUACUGUACUGCACUUUUAAUAUCAGUAUAAUUACUCAGGUUCCUUUUUACAAUACACUGCUUAAUUUUCUUUAAGGGCAAAAUAGUUUCUACUUCCACUGAAAUUUGAAAAAUGAAAUAAAUUAUUGUAAUUUAGAUAGUGAUGCAUACAAAAUGUCAAUAAUAACUUGUCCAGUGGGUUAUGGUAGAACACAUUACAAUAUUUAGAUGUAGACUGAAUCCAUGAUCGUAGCUAGUGAAAAGCAGGCCUUGCUGAGGUUUUAUAUCCUUAUCUCGGAUUUUUUGUACUGUGUUUACAUUUUCACACUACGUAUAUGCAUUGUCAAUAAUGAAUUUUUAUAUUUAUUAAUUUUUAUUAAUCUAAUUGAAGCAUGAUGGAUUAAGUGGUUUGAAAUACAUGAAUACUUGAACAUGUUUAAAAGUAGGAUUAUAGUGCCACUCUAUAUUGCAUUUCCACAUCUUUGUUAAAUGCCAUUUUGACUACAAAAAGUCAGUACUUUUUUACUGAUUGUACACUGGAUUAUGCUUAUCAUGAGAGGACCAUCAUAAUAAUAGCAUUAGAUUUAAUGAAAAAUAUGAUGUUAGAUCCCUGAACUAGUAUCUGAAGCUGAUGAUUUUGCUUGUUGUAUUUGGAUCAGUGAUAAUCUAUUUUAUAAGCCAAGUUUGGCUGUCUUUGGAGAAAAAACAUAAAAAACAACAUUAUGCUGUUAUCCUGAGAAAUAUUGAAUUAAUGAUUGAGCCCUGGUAUGCAGCUGUUAAUGACGAAUAUCAUGAUUGCCAAGUGGAAUAACAUACACAGUAUUAUGAUAGGCAAGUGGAAAAAAUUUAUUUGUAAAUUCAAUAUUUGCCUUUAAUUCAUAUGCAUAUGAAGAAAAAUAUAUGUUAUGCUGAGUAACAGUAACAUUUGAAAUUCUAAAAUACUGUAUACUACUCCAGAUACUGGUGUAUAUUCCUUGCUGUAUCAUGCAUAAGUGUUGAAUUUAAUUAAAUGAUCACUGCUCUGCUACAAAUAAGGAUAAUAAUUGAUGAAAAUACUAGUUAUGGAAUGUAAGAGCACAUGUAAAAUCAGUUAAGUGUCCUGUAUAUUAUAUUUAAAUGUUAUAAACAAGUCAGGUCCAAGUGUUAUGCUUUUCUUGUUUUUAUAGUGUUAGAAUACUAUAGUCAAAUUAGUCCACUCUAAGCUUUGUAUUGUCUUUUCAAACUAGAACAGAAUACUGAGUGUAGUGAUAAUUACAAGGUGCUGUUGUACUGUUGAACUGCAGUUAAAAAUUGUCCAUAAAGUGCAUUAAAUGUAAAUUAUCAGUACAAACACAUGAAGGAAAGACCAUAAAUUUUUCUAGCACAUACUUUGUACAGAUAUUUCACUUAUGAAUCCAGCGUUCUUUGUUCAAAGUAAUUAUUUUUACAACUGAAGUACUGUAUCAUAGAUAAUGUUAAUCUGUAAAAUAUUUAUUUUAUCCUUUACUUUUAUAACAUAUUAAGCAUUGUCUUACAGGGGUAUUGCAAGCAUUAUGAGAGUGGUAAUAUGCUUGCACUAACAACUUUCAUUAUGUAAGAUGUAAUGAGCAUCUAUUCCACUAUCCAAGACAUUCUCUUACUUUGUGACAAUCUUGUAGCAGUUCACUGCCUAAGCUGAAAUGGAUUAGCAAAGUAGGCAUUUAGAACAAUCUGUGCCUCUGCAUUUGGGGAAUGUCUGAUGAGAGAGAGGGAUUGGCUCUUGAGUCAGUGUUCAUCCUAGAAACUGAUCAGCCUUGUGCCAAAAGAGUGGUCAUUUCAUUUUUUCUUACAGUAUGAGCCUUCCUUCUUAUUUCUCUUCUUUAAUACAGACGUGAAAAUAAUGUGAACAAUAAUCUGGUAUUUCAUCAGACAGAUUCAUCCAUUUACUUAGCUUGUCAAAGUAGAGUGGAUUUUUUUAAUUGUUGCAUUUUGUUUUUUUAAAUAAGGUGCAAAGCAUUAAUCAUAUCAGUGCAUGUGGAAUUUGCAAUUGUAACAUUAAAUUUGUCCGAGAUUAUAUUUACUGUAACCAUAACAUUCUUUUCAAGAAUAUUUUAGGUACCAUUAACUCAUACUAGUCUUAUAAUUUUGUUCAUACAGUAUUUAACCAUGAAUACAAAUUCCAUUCAUAUUGAAGUGCUAAAACACUAAAAAUGUCUUAGCUUUUUAAUUGCUACUUUUUAUUGAUACACGUUUUGAUUAAUCCUUAUACAAUACUACUCUGUUGAUGUGCAAUGUAUUUUUUAACUUUUUCCUUUAUACUACAAUACAGUACUACUAAAUUUCAUGAUGUAUACAAAACUAAUGUACACAGAAGGAUUGUUCUACUUCAUUUUUUAGUUAAGUAUUUCUUGAUCCUCAUAUUUUACUAAACUAUCUUCAUGAAAACAGAAUCGAAAUUCUUAACUUUGUAGAUUCUGUUUGAUUACUAUUCAUUUGGGGGUUACUGCUUGCACAAAGUACUGUAGGCAGUAAGGACUUGCACUUUACUAUCCAUUCAUCUAUAACUGCAGUAUUCUUCACCUUUUACUUUUACAGACUUCACUGUAGUUUUCCCACCCAGCUGUUGAAUGUCUCAAACUGUGCCUUGCUCCAAUUUUGACAUUACAUUUGGGAAAAAGUUGUUCAAGACAGCCAUGUGAGAGGUAUAGAAAUGUGACUCAGUUGGCUGGUAAAACUAAUCUAUAAUAUUAAUAGUGUGUGCUGACUAAACUUCACUUUGGGUGUUCAUUGCAGCAGAUACUUUUCAACAUACUAUAUUAUUUUAUACACACUACUACCAACGAAUACUGUACGUGAUUGUGGAUUUGUACAGUAUCUUAGUGUCAACGUAAAAUGUUUUGUAAUUUUGUAUACUGUACUGUAUAAUGAUGCAUAAAUUUUGUACAUAAAUUUGUGUAUAUGUGCAAAAUGUACCUGAAGUUAUUUUGUACUUCUGGUAUGCAUGGGAAUGUGUUAACAUGCAAUGUUACAUGGUAUGCAAUCAUGACAGUUUUGUUAUAUUAUAGCUGAUGAAAUUAGCAUCUGUGUUGUAGCAAAUGCUUAGUUAUUUUGUAUAGACAUUAAAAUGAAUAUGCCUUAAAGUAGUACUACUGUAUUUUUUGUGGAAGAUAUUUUCAUUUUGAUGUAUGAACUUUGUGAACAGUUAUUUAAAAAUAAAACAAUAUGCAUACAGUA